AUGAUGGGACCCCAGGCGAGAACGGGAGUCCAGCAAAACCCCCAAGGCAGCUUCGCUCCUGCACAUCUGGAUAUCUUAGAUGAGGAAACCCAAAGACUGGACUCCAGUCUGGAAAUGGAGAGCGCCAGGAUAGAAGACAACCAAAACAUGGCCGACCUGGAGGCGGAGCUGGAAGAGAUGGAACUCCGGCUAAAACAGCAGGAAGCUCUUAGAGAAUCGCUUAUCAACGAGGUCAACGAGGCAAAGAGAGAACUAGAGAGAGUACAGAGAGAAGAGAAGUCCAGUGAUCCAGGAGUCCUUAACGCUGCAGUCACUGCUUCCAAGGUUCACAACGAUGUGAAAGACAUGAAGGAGAAGCCUUUGCAACAAGACUUUGAGGAUUUGAAGUCUUGUUGCAAGGGGAGGUUAGAAGAUGACCAAAACCCGGCCGAGCUGGAGGCCAAACUGGAAGAGAUGGAACUCAGACUAAAAAAGCAGGAAACUCUCAGAGAAACGCUUAUCAACGAGGCUGAAGAGGCACAGAGGGAACUAGAGAGACUAGAGAGAGAAGAGAUGUUCAGUGAUCCAGCAGAACUUUAUGCUGCAGACAUUGCUUCCAAAUUUUACAACAGUGUGAAAAACAUGAAGGAGAAAACCUUGCAGCAAGAGUUUGAGGAGUUAAAGGUGGCCCACCUCCUCAGCCGGGAAGCAUUUGUAGCUGGAAUACAGGCUGAGAGAAAGAAAACUGAGGCUGUCCAAGAAGAACUGGACCAACUCCAGACUUCCUACAAGGAGCUGCGCUGUAAGUAUGAAGCAGACAUUUCUCUGGUGAGGCAGGAGGCGAAACGUGAGAAAGACGCCAACAUAGAAAGAGAGAAAGAGAAUCUGAAACUCGUCAACAACCUGAGAGCUGAGAAGGAGGAGCUCUUCCAGAAAAUGGCAAGAGAAAUCAUAAUUCUGAGAAAGAGAGAGAAGCAAAUGCUAAAGAAAUUGGAUCAGGUUCAUGUUUCGCACAAGGAGCUAAAAGGUAGGUUUGAAACAGACAAUAUGGAUUUAAAGCAGCAGGUUGAAACCUACCAGAAGCAAAUAAAGCAGGAAAGAAAAGCACAUCUGGAGAAAUCAGAGAAGGACAAGGCGAGUCUGGACACAAUGAGAGCUGAGUUUGCCGUCCUCCAACAAAACGCGACAACAGAAUUUCAAAUCCUUCAAGACAAGGAAAGCAGUGCCCAGGCUGAGCUGGAGAAGGUCAACGGUUUGUACCAAGAGCUAAACUGUCGGUAUGAAAAUGAAGUCACUGCAUUUAAACAGCAAGCAGAGAAAUACCAGCAGGAGAUCAGAUGUGUGAAAAAUGAUUUGGAAAGAGCGAAAGAGGAUCUCCUGCUGCUCGACACUCUGAGACCUGAGGAAGAAGAUAUACAACAAAAACACAUCACAGAUUCCCAAGAGGAGGAGGAAGACUCACAGGACCAAGUGGAUCCGGUUAAAGUCUUAAGUCAAGAGGUUUCUUCAGAGGAGAAACUCUCAGGAGAAACUUUAUCAGGUUGUUCCAACGAUCCAGAAUCCACAGAAGAGACCGAGAUCACUGGAGAAACCGUCCUGGAGGAUUUGGACAAUCCGGAUACUAAAAUCAUGCAGGAUGGUUCGAAAGGAAAAUACCUAUCAUUAUUUGGUGCCGAAACCCGGGAUCUCUCACCUCCCCCGCUGUCAGGCAGAGGAAGACGCGCUGAAUCCGUGCACGGCCAGAGUCAAUUGGACCUGGAAAGGAAAACCCAGGAAGCAAAUUCUUCGCUGGGCCAGCGACGUAUCCGACUUUGUCUGCUAACGGCGGAGUGACGAGAUCCGACUGGACAACCCGAAAACUACAGAAACGUAGGUGAAUUUUAAGUCAUAUAGGUUUGAGUCCUUGUCAAAUAUUAAUUUGACUAAAGAAAUACAGGUUUGAGUCCUUGUCAAAUAUUAGUUUGACUAAAGAAAUAUAGGUUUGAGUCCUUGUCAAAUAUUAACAUUUCAAUUUGACUAAAGAAUAAUGAAGGGUUAGAGUCCCAGUUGACAGAGAGUUUCAACUAAAGGCAAAAGGAUAGGCUCUUAGAGCUUCCUUAAUUAGAGGACGCCUCUUAAGGGAAAGUCCUCACAUAGAUAGAAAGUUUGUUAUUUGCUGUGCUGCUAUUGGUUUUGUUUGCUGUUUUGUUGCUGUGUGUGCAUGAAGGAGUGAAUGGUGUUUCUCUCUCUGGGAGUAAAACUCUCUGCCUUCGGAAUUAGAAUCCAAAGUGAAAAACCGCUUGGAGCUCAGCUCCAAGUAGAAGUCUGUUUUUCAGGAGGCACUGAGCGCUGACUUACAGCACUUUCUCUGAGAGAGCACGCGAUACUAGUAUUUUUAAGCUACAACUUUAAACAAUGGGAAACACAAAUUCCUGUAAUUCCUCACUUAUUGAGGGCCCCGAAGGGGAUGAAAAGUACAUGAUGUCCAGAUUUCCUGGCAGCAUUGUACAUAUAAAAAAAUGGAAAAAGAAAUAUAAAAUAGAUGGGAAGCUAAAAAUUGAUCAAUGGCAAGCAAUUGUGGGAAUUUUGGAGAGUAGUGUAGCAAGAAAAAA
Messenger RNA from Xiphophorus hellerii (green swordtail), 2570 nucleotides. RefSeq names its product myosin heavy chain, cardiac muscle isoform-like. Lineage: Eukaryota; Metazoa; Chordata; Actinopteri; Cyprinodontiformes; Poeciliidae. The record is from RefSeq and is a predicted model, not a curated record. The transcript is spliced from 2 exons. The coding region runs from base 1 to 1812 and encodes 603 amino acids.